Messenger RNA from Terrapene triunguis (Three-toed box turtle), 1739 nucleotides. It is a transcript of the gene ADGRG7, whose product is annotated as adhesion G protein-coupled receptor G7. The record is from RefSeq and is a predicted model, not a curated record. The coding region runs from base 1 to 1317 and encodes 438 amino acids. The transcript is spliced from 11 exons. NCBI's taxonomy places the organism in Eukaryota, Metazoa, Chordata, Testudines, Emydidae.
AUGCCUUCAAUCCGCUGGGACAGGAGAGCGUUGAUUGUGAUUAUUUUUGGGAUAGUGACUGCAGUGCUUUGGAUAUUAUGCAUUUGGCAGCUUGUCCUCAGGUAUAAAACAGAAACCUCAUCCUCAUCCUCUCUGCUCUGUGAAAACAAGGGAGAGUAUAAAAAUGGACGCUGCUUUUGCACAGAGGAAUGGGUAGGACCACAUUGUGAGACAGUUAAUUUCUGUGAAAAUAGUAUUUACCCAUUCAACUCUUCACAAAAGUUUACUUUUACAAGAAUUAUAGUAGACAGAUAUGGCUAUUCUGAAGAAAAAUGUGAAAAGUUCACUGUAAACGCUGGUACUCCAAAAGCAAGCCGGAAGUGCUCCAAAAUAGGAGGAAAACCUACUCUAGAUGAUGUGAAGGUGGUGGACUGCAGUAAGAACCUGAAAAUCCUAAUGGAUCAGUUACACGGUCCAGAUAACAUUUCGUCCAUUGCCAGUAAUACCCAGAUCCUUACUUCUGUGCCGGAGAAACUGACCACUGAGAACAUCUCUACUGCUGCUGAUAUUGCAGAACAGAUUCUGAAAAAUUAUUCUCAGGAAGCUACUGCUACAGUGGCUGCAGUGGCUACAGUUAGCCAACUUUUGGAUGCCAGAGUGAGUGAAUUCAACUUUGCAGAUGAUAACCUUACUAUUGUUACAGCAAGCCUCACACAGACACUGCAAAAUUUCUCUUUGGAUGGCUCUGCUAUUCAGCCCAAUAUUGCAGUUAAUCACAUUUCAUUGAAGCCAACUACAACAACAGCUUUUUUCUCUGCACAGACAGUAUCAGGAAGUUUACAGUCUGAAAAUAUUAAUGUAGAUGAAAAUGUCUCUGACUUGAAACCUGACAACAAUACAGAAGUUCAAAUAUUGAUCAACGUUACAAAGAACAACACUGUGAGUUCAUCUGGAGAUGGAAGUAUUGGCUUUGUCUUGUAUCAAAAUGACAAAUUUUUCCAAUCAAAAAAUUACAAGACUCAUUUUAAUCAUGCUAAACAAAUUAUCUCUGGCCAUGUUGCUAAUGCAACAGUCAAUGAUGUUAAAAUGAUCUUCAACCCAAAGGGACUUCAGAUCUGUAUUCUAUACACUUUCAGAUCACCAAUCUUCAAGAAAAAGGUUACUGAGCUGUUUUCCUAUGUCUCACUGCCAGAUAUACCGAUUUCCCUGCAUUCAAAGACUUAUUAUCUUUUAAAAUUCCGUUAUAAAAAACACACAUACGAGAACUUCAAACCAUCUGAGACCUUUUCAGAGGAAAUGUCCUUUUCCAGCAGUGAUCAGACACCUACGAAGAAUUAAAAAGUAAAAUCACAGCUUUCUGAGUUUGUUCUAGAUAGAGAUCAUUGGUGUUUUGACUGACAUGACCACCACUCUUGGAACAAGCACUGGGCACAGAUCAGAAGACAGUAGGACAGCUCCCAAAAAUGUAAGGCAGGAUAACAGCUGUGAAGAGCUUAUAUGUGGCACUUUAAUUGUACACAACUAAGAAAGUUCUUACAAGGAAAGUUGAAGGUCAUUACAAUAUUGCACAAAAUAGAAGGGCGUCUGUCUGACUUAGUCAUGUCUGUCUGUUCUCCCAGAUAUAUCUAUUCCUGGCCUAUCUAAUAUGCUCUGUCCAAAGGUAGUCCUCUUUUCCCUUUCAUAAGUAAUUCCUGUUUAACUAAAGAACAUAAGCAAAAAAAAAAAAAAAAUAAACAGUAGAGUUCUUAUUAGCUCUGUUU